This is a messenger RNA of Phyllotreta striolata, 1518 nucleotides long. The record is from the annotation of a GenBank genome assembly. NCBI's taxonomy places the organism in Eukaryota, Metazoa, Arthropoda, Insecta, Coleoptera, Chrysomelidae.
AUGGCGGAAUUGCAAAAUGGAUUACCGCCCGGCUGGGAUUGCAAAAGAGACGAGAGAACGGGAAAACUCUAUUACGUGAACCAUUUCACGAAAACCACCACCUGGGAUGAUCCGAGAACGAGCAGAAACUGGCAUUUGCACACACCGAGACACAAUCAAAAUGCAUCAAACGAAUGCAUUCCCAUGCAGCACGGAACCCCGGAAUCACGAAGGAAUUAUGUUUACCCCAGUCGAUCGUCCCCUUUACCAGCCUUCCAAAUGAGCCCCAAGAACUUGCAGGAGAUGAGCAAACCUAAGAUGAGUCCCUUAUCCGUACGAUCGCCGAAAGUAAUAGACAGUUCUCUGACCAUUUCCACAGAGAGAAUCGAUGAAACCGUCGCGAAAGUUUCCGGAAUGUUUCCCACAGUAACCGAGACGCACAUCAGAAUGUUGAUGAAGAAGUACCACGCGCGCGAAGCCCUAGUAAUAAGCGCCUUGCAGGUAGAGAAGUACCCCAUAACGACUCCGGGUCCCUUUGCGACGCCUCCGCCCCAAAGGAACAUCCACCAGCCGCCCCCCCAUCAUCUGGUGAAAUCGACGGGGGCCAGUCCGGUGUGCUAUCGCCUGCCGGGGGGCGGCUCUCCGGCCAGUUUUCGCAGCUCCCCCAGGCCCCAUUCAUCGCCCAAACUGAAGCUCAGGUACAUGAAGUCCAUUUUUCCCGCAGCCGACGAGACGAUUAUCCUGGAUAUAUUGCAAAACAACGAAAACAACAUCCAGAAGGCUUCGGAUAAUUUGAAAGAUAUGGGCUUCGAAAGAAAGGAUACGGUGAAAGAGGCGAGACAAAAGGUCGAGAAUAAAUUGGAAGAGGAAAGGAAAGAGGUGGAGGAGGAAGAGAAAAGGAAGAACGUCGCUGCAGCUUCGAUACAAUCGCGUGUUAAAACUGCCGAAGAGAAACAGAAAGUGAAAGAAACUCUUCAAGGAAACUACAAGGAUUUAGCGGAGCACUUAAUUUCCAUAGCGUUGGAAAGCGUGAAUUUCGACGAGGGAAAGGCCGAUCAAAUUUUGCAGAUAAUUGUACAGGAGAACACGAAAACUUCUGAUCCCGAAGAAAAAGAGGAAGUGGAUAGUAAUCUUCCGUCUACCUCCGGUGUGGCGAAUAAUAACGCAAAUAUGCCGAUUUCGCAGAGCAGGCAAUCGUUGAAAUCCCUUCUGAAAGCCGAAAGAGACGUGGAAAAGCACACUUUUUCCAGAGUAGUCGAAGAGAACGAUGUUGCUUAUAAAUCGCUGAAUACAACCCCGACACAAGGCCACAAUCAGGACUAUGCUAAAGGAGCCAACGAGAAACUUCUCUUGGAAGAGUACGUGAAAUGGCAAGGCCCGAAUUUAUCGUACAGACAAGGCUCGAAUCCUUCGUUGUUGUCCAAAAGGACUUACAAGCCUUGCGGGCCUAAUAAGAGCCUGGUAAAAGGCCAUCAGUGCAAUUUGAUCAAGGGGAGCAUUUUCUCCCGGUUCAAUCGGGCCGUUGUCGUCGAGGAUUAA